CCUGCUAUCUCAGGUAGAAUAUAACUUUGGUUUUAAUGAUGGUUGGCAAAAACGUGGCUGUGGCGUUGGCGGUGGUGUCGUGGGUGGGAUGCCUGGUGGUGGCGCUGAGUCAUCCUGAAGGUGUUGCAAGACGGAAGAGUUUGGACAGCGUUGAUCUAGCCCACCCUAUAGAUAACCCUCUGGCUCUAGACCGGCCCGCUGCUGAUGGUGAUCACAAGAAAUAUUCGACUGCAAUCGACAUCAAUAAGUUCCCCAAAGAAACAAUGAUGAGAGAAAGUGAUUUCGAGAGAGAAAAGAGAAGAGAAAUGGAAGUUGCUAGGGAGCGAGAACAAAUUAACAUGACGAGAGAAGCUAUACACAGUGUUCAAACCAGUGAAUUGGACAGGGAAAGGGAAGAUGACAGGCAAAGAGAAAUUUUACGAGAAAUUAUGAAGGCUGAGGAAAGGAAAAGAGAAAUUUUACAGAGAAAGCCAACUGUACCUUUGCAUGCAAGAAAAGUAGAUAGACUUAUUUCAGUACAUGAUCAGACAAACACCAACAGAAGUGAGCAUAUCAGUUUACAGAGACAGAUUGACAGAUCAUUACGAGGCGGGGAUGCUGUUGAGGUCAAGGGCAACCCUCAGAGAAGCACGCUGCAUGAUGACGGUGAUGGUGGCUGGUCACAAUCUUAUCUCAAUGUGGACCAGUUGCACCAUGAUCAAAGCCGCCGGAAAGCCCCCAUUCUCAUCCUCGAACAAGUUCCUGUGAGAUACCCAGACUCUGUAGAAUCUGUUUAUUUCUCCGAGACACAUUCCGAAGAGUCCCGUGGAGGAGGCUAUAGUAACAAAGAAGGCAGGCCUGCCAGUGACCGUCGCUUCGUGGACUCAACUCGUGAAACAACACUUGUGGACCCCCGCGCCCCUGACCGGCCUGUUAUACUGCCGAGACCAAGUACUGCCAUCGUGGACCGUCGCCCAGACCGACUCAACUACCCUUAUAAAUACGAUGAAAUUAACCUUGCUGUUUUCAAUGAUCCAGCUAAACACCACAAAGACCCGCUUGAUAAUCUUCCUAUUGACCAAAGCUUUUUUCCCAUUGGAGAACCGGGCCCCACACGAUCCCUCGUCCCUCAUGCCCCUUAUGGUUUACCCCACAGCGUUGAAGGCCUCGAUGCAGCGGCUCAUGCAGAUGCCACCAACCUACAUUUGGCACUGGAACAAGCUUUGGUUGCUGAACACACCCUUCAUGCCCAGGCCAUCCAGGCAGGCAAAAUAAAGGAAGCGGCAGUAGCGGCACACUUAGUCAAUCAAGCUGCAGCACACCGACUUGCAACCCAACAACUUGCAGCACAGAACGUUGCAGCUCAGCAACUUGUAGCACAAAAAGCAGCAGUUCAGCAGCUUGCAGUACAGAAAGCUGCAGCCCAGCAGCUUGCAGCACAGAAAGCUGAAGUCCAACGCAUUGCAGCUGGAACGGCAGCGUCCAAGCUUAAGGCAGCCCAACUCGGCCAUAUAGCUGCAGGAAAUGAAGCUAUAAAAACAGCCAUCAAAACAAGCCUUGAAAGUGAAAUAACUCAUCGUCUAAAGAAACUCAUACCCCAAGAUUCGCUUGCUAGAGUGCUUUCCGGAGCAGGGGUGGAGGUGCAGGUGGGCGGUGCCUCGGUAGCUGCACCAUUCACUCCAAACCUUCAACAUCACCUCAUCCCCAGAGGUCAACAAAUACAACAGAUGCGACAGGAGCUCCUACAUAGACUAAGUCUCCUUAAGCCGUACUUCGAGAGGAGCACUUCAGGUUACGUUGUGCCGAGUGUCAUCCCGGACCUGCCCCGCGGAGAGCACUUCACUCCACUCCAAGUCGAGGCUCUUCCCAAGGUCGUACUGCAGAUUCCAAAUGAAGUGGUGCACCCAAUAUCUCUGCACGUGGAUGACUUGGAAGAAAAGCUGCGCCCCCCCCUGAACGUGGAGUUCUUGGAGUACUUGUUGGGUCUUCCCGACGAUCUGUUCCUGGUCGUUACCAACCUAUCGAAGCUUCAGUUCCUGGCCAUGCUGUUUCCACGCCUGUACCGCUCCUCCGUCCAGCUCCUGACCCCUUUCAAUAACACCAGCGUUCUCGCCGACACACCGGUUUACACACUCUCCACGACUACUCCUUCGUCUCCCUACGUCACCACGGAGAUACAUCCACAUCACAAGUCACAGUAUACUCACCCUUCAUACGAGACUCCACCUGUAAACUCAGCCUACCAUACAACCCUCCGUCCCACCUCGACAGGCUACUCAUUUACCUCUUCGCCUCUUUACCCAGUUACUACAACAUCAUCAGUACACAAGAUUAACAUUGCGCCUCACCCACCCUCGCUAUCCUCGCUGGGCUACGGAAACCCAAAACCUUCCUCUGUUAUUGAGUUAAGUGACCUUCCAAAUAAUUAUGGAGAUAAGGAGCACCACCACCCUAAACACCAUCUCGUUAAGAACCAACAGGAGUACACUCACGGUCACGAUAGCGAAGAAAACAGCAACGGUAGCCACAAGCACGUCCACCAUCACCACGUCCAUCAUCAUCUUCACAGUGUGGCGUCCACGUCUGCGUCACCAUCAUCUAUCACUGUCAAGGAGCCCAUCCACACCAGCUUCCAAAGCGGCGAAGGGUCGGACCAUCAAACUGUACAUAAGCACUUCCACCUCCUGCUGCCUGAGGCUCAUCAGGACAAGGGGAAAACCGUCCCCCGUUCAGACGGGGCGUUGUUGGCGUCGACAACUCCACGCAUCGCUGCCUCGUCUCCAGUAAGCGGGGUUGGACUUCGACCUCACGGGAGCAACCUGCUGUUCUCCACUCCUGCAUCCACCACGAGACAUGUUCUCCUUUCCUCCCCCUUUACUCCUUUACUUCCCAACACAACUCCAACAACUGCACUCACUUCGUCUUAUUCAUCCUAUCUUCCAACUUUCUCUGAUACGUCUCACCAUUCAGCAAGCUCCACUACCAAUAGUCGCUCUUUUCUAGACGACUCUCCAUCAUUAACGUAUGUGUCACCUCAGUCCUUAAAACCAACCACAACAAUCUCAUCAUCUACUACUGUCCAGCAUUUUGUCCUCACUACCACUGCAAAGCCCGUAGUCCCUUUUACCAGUACCCACCCCUUUCCCUCAUCCUCUGGACCCUUCACGCCGGCCACCUCUCCAAUCUUCACUGUGACACAGAUACCAUCGACUCCGGACUCGAGCACGGUGUUACGUUUGGGCCCCAACGUCACCCUCAAUGGACAGUUUCUUCCGAGUCUCACGAAACUGCUGCUCCAUGAUUCAGGAAGGAAGGAAUCUGAGGAGAGUAACAGCAAUGCAUAUGAGCCGCUCGUUGAGAAGCUGAGUCUAGCAUCCGAGGAGGGCAGCGGUUUUGAUCGCGUCCCAGGCACCGACUCCAACGACGACGAUCAUAUUCUCUCUCCCUUCAGCAAGAGGAAAGGCAACACGACUCACACCACGCAACAAACAAAAAACGAUUCCAGUGUUGAGUUUCCCGAGGAGGUAAAGAGGGUGACAGUUUCCCAGACCACAUCCAGCAGUGACGGAUGGCGCCCCAUCAUCAAACCCCCUCAUCAGAAACCUCAAAUAAAUGUCUCUGCGCCUCCUCCUGCGUCGGUGGUAUUGCCGCAAAGGGACUUGCAUACUCAAAAGAACCAUCCUGUGCCUCAACUUGUUGGAGCAGACGGCCUUCCCCUGGCACAGCCCUUGCUUGAGCUCCACCAGGCAGACUUAGUGAUCCCUGCAGGAAAAACUCUCUCAGCUACGCUCAAACCUUUACCUCUGACUGCUGACGACAUCGCUGAGCUUCCGUCAUACUUGAGGGAAGCUCCACCUUGCGCCAGCGUCCUUACCGAAAAAUCUUUCUGCCUCUUGCCACACGGAUACCCGAGCGAACUGGCGUCUUUCCUGGUGAAAAAGUAUAGUGAAGAACUGGCCGAGAUAUGGAAGGUACUGCCUCAACACACGCACCGCCCACCACCACCACCUGACUCCGAAGGCCUGCUGAGGACAGGCGUUGACACCAGUGUCCAAUGCGAGGUCGAAGAAAAAACAGUGGAGCUCAGUUGGUCACGUGAUGUUCUUAAGAUAUUUCCGAUACUUCACAACGUGUUCAACUUUCUUUACGUCCAGAUUCACGACGAAAAGUAG
Messenger RNA from Eriocheir sinensis (Chinese mitten crab), 4151 nucleotides. RefSeq lists its product as uncharacterized. Lineage: Eukaryota; Metazoa; Arthropoda; Malacostraca; Decapoda; Varunidae. The transcript is spliced from 14 exons. Bases 36 to 4151 code for a protein of 1371 amino acids. The record is from RefSeq and is a predicted model, not a curated record.